GACCUUCGGAGCAAAUGCAUGUCCGUCAACUCGCCCUCUGUGCAUGUCGCUGCUAGCUGACGCUUAUUUGUGGCCCCCGCGGCUGGUUUUUAGAAUACCAUAAUUAAAAAAAAUAUAGCCCUUAAUUAACUUGUAAAAGAUGACGUCCAGAGGGACGCCGAGUCGCUUCCUGAAAAGCGUUCUCCAAAACGGUGUCGGUCGGUACGUCUGCCAGCUGAAACGAGUCUCCAUCGUCUUCUCUAAAAAAGCACAGAGCUCUUUGGGAGUCAGGGACUUCAUCGAAGAGGGCGUGGUGGAUUAUGCCAAGAAGAACCCGUCUACUGUCGUGUAUGUGUCUCCUCAGUCGUGCCGGAUACCCAAAAUAGUUGCAGAAUACUUAAAUGGCAGCGUGAGGGAAGAACUCGUCACGAGCAAAACGUCCCCGCAGAUUUUGGAGCUUUUGACCAAGCUGACCAAUCAGUCCGGCCUGGACGUCAUCCGCAUCCGCAAGCCCUUCCACACGGACAGCCCCAGCAUCCAGGGCCAGUGGCACCCGUUCACCAACCGGCCCCCGUCCAUCGGCCCCAUCAGGCCGCAGCAACCGGACGCAGAAUGAGGACCUGAGUUUGGAGCUGAAGUUGGUCAUUAAUUGCAGAUUAUUCUUGCAAGAUGUUUUUUUUAAAGCUGUUUAAGUGUACGAUCUUAAAAAGUAUGUUUGCAGCAGUUUUUUCCACUAACGGCAGAAUAUCUUUAUACCUUUUUCUUUCUGUUGGUGGCGAACGAAGCUUCUGUGGCAGAGAAGUGCACACAUCACCAGACUUUACAUGAAUCCACCAGAGGCGUGUCAGCUGGCAUAUUUAUAAUUUAAAAAAAAAAAGAUAAUUGUUUUGUAUUCUCAAGGUUAUUGGAAGAUUCAUUGUGGUAAAGUGCAGCACGGAGCAGCUGGAACUUUGUAUGAAAUAA
This is a messenger RNA of Cyclopterus lumpus (lumpfish), 942 nucleotides long. It is a transcript of the gene mrpl43, whose product is annotated as mitochondrial ribosomal protein L43. Gene Ontology annotation, cellular component: mitochondrial large ribosomal subunit. The record is from RefSeq and is a predicted model, not a curated record. The transcript has 3 exons. Gene Ontology annotation, biological process: mitochondrial translation. The coding region runs from base 140 to 595 and encodes 151 amino acids. Gene Ontology annotation, molecular function: structural constituent of ribosome. NCBI's taxonomy places the organism in Eukaryota, Metazoa, Chordata, Actinopteri, Perciformes, Cyclopteridae.